Danaus plexippus (monarch butterfly) is the source of this 3111-nucleotide messenger RNA. It is a transcript of the gene Loqs, whose product is annotated as interferon-inducible double-stranded RNA-dependent protein kinase activator A homolog. Lineage: Eukaryota; Metazoa; Arthropoda; Insecta; Lepidoptera; Nymphalidae. The record is from RefSeq and is a predicted model, not a curated record. Bases 191 to 1327 code for a protein of 378 amino acids. The transcript is spliced from 8 exons.
AAUACUCUAUGAUAGACAAAAAUAAAAAUGAUGGAAUGAAUUGAGUGAAGUAGGUUAGCGGCGUUUUAUCUAUAAAUAUUGAUUGGUUUGGGUGGAAAUUAAGUUUAAUUCGAGGUGUGAAAUACGUUAGACAAUUUCAAAAUAUCGUUGAUUUCUAAAAACAGCACCAACAGUGGAUAGAUUACACAAAAUGAUGGACGGUGGAGUAGUGCACCCCCAUCCAGGCGUGGUGCAUGGAGGUGUUCCAGUUAUCCACGGGAUGCCGGUCCACGCGGGUCCCGACAGCGAACACGCUCCACACCCUCGCCGGCGAUAUCCUAACAGACCCAAGCCUAUCAAUAACCUCGAAAGGCUACCUCUUGAUGAAGCAGCUAAACGGGAAAUGGAAUCUCUCCCUAUGAAAACACCAGUAUCAGUGCUUCAAGAGCUUCUGGCUAGGCGAGGCACAGUUCCCAAAUAUGAAUUGGUUCAGAUCGAGGGUAUGAUCCAUGAACCCACAUUUCGUUAUCGAGUAACUGUUGCUGAUCUUGUUGCUUUAGGCACUGGAAGAUCAAAGAAGGAGGCCAAACAUUCAGCCGCAAAGGCUUUGUUGGAUAAACUUACUGGCGCUACACCAGCCGAUCAGCCCACCAAUGGAACAGUCCCGGAAACAAGUACUGUGGUGUCGUCCUUUGAAGAUAAAUUAAUGGGCAACCCUGUGGGAUGGCUUCAGGAACUUUGUAUGUCUCGUUUUUGGCCACCGCCUUCCUACCACGCUGAGAAUGAUGAUAAUGUUGCCAGACGUCUGCCACACGAGCGCCAGUUCACUAUAAUAUGUACUCUGCUUAAACGUCGUGAAGUAGGUACGGGGAAAUCAAAGAAACUUGCCAAACGUCAAGCGGCUUACAAAAUGUGGCAAGCAUUGCAGGAUAAUCCACCAGAAGUUUUUCAACCAGAGGAAGAGGGCGGUGUAGCGGCGAGAUAUGCCGAUUUGAAAGAUAGUAAAAUAACAACACUCACAACCAGCCAUAGCCACAAAGUGUCGCAGUUCCACAAACAUCUCAAACAGUCUGUGGGACCCAACCUGGUCAAGUUGCAGGUAACACCGCUCAACAACAAGGAUUUCAAUUUUGUUCAGUUCUUACAAGAAAUUGCAUCGGAGCAGUCCUUUGAAGUGACAUAUGUUGAUAUAGAAGAGAAGACUAUGACAGGUCGCUCCCAGUGUUUGGUACAGUUGUCAACUUUACCAGUGGCUGUCUGUUAUGGCUCAGGUUUAACGAGCAAGGACGCUCAGUCAUCUGCAGCUCAGAACGCCCUGGAAUAUCUCAAAAUUAUGACCAAGAAGUGAUAAUAUCAAGUCGCGCGACAUCAAUUGAUCCUAGCCAACCUAUGCAUGUUAUAUAUGGCCACUACGAUUUCUCAUUUUACAUUUUAUAUUCAGAAAUUUUAGUCACAGCAUAGAAUGUCAUAGGUAGGGUUGAUGUCGCUAGGUUUUGAGUGUUUAUUACCACUAUCCAUAUUGACGGCAGUUCCGCCUGUGCAGUUUCACUUCGGGCUAUGAUGUAUAACUGGCAUAUUUGCAGUAUACAAUACAUAUAUGUAUAUAUAUUCGUUUGAAAUACUCUUUUAUAUAAAACAUGGCUCCCUUCGAGGAUUUAGAAGUUAUGUCAUGAUGAUCUCAAUAGCAUAAUAUUUUAUAACUUUUGAAAUUACAUUUCAAACGUUUUUCUUUAUAAUGCAGUCAUUUUUAAAAUGAAAUAAUUGUUUGAAACUAACACGAUUUGAUUUGUGUCAGUCGUGUUAUAGUAAUAAUUAUUAUUAUUUAUAGGAAAAUUAUAUUUUAAUUAAUUAUUAACACUUGAAAGUACUUUCUUUUAUUAAUUAUUGAAAUAAUAUCAUACUACUAUGGGUUCGGUCAGCGUCUUCCUUCACCACUGCUAAUGUGCGAGAGUAAAUAACAUAGCCCGUAAACAUAAAGAAACAAAGUAUGGAGUGGUCAUAUAACAAAUACAAGCUAUACUUUGCAUAGAAUUAGUGUAAUUUUCCCAGCGUGGAAAUUACUCAAUAAUUUAAAAAAAGUGUAAAAAAAUAAUAAAAUAAUAAUAAAAAAAAAAAACAAAAAAAAAGUGUGGACUAUAAAUUUCCAGUUUAAUAUUCAGCAUUAUUUAGGCAUGUUUUUGCAUUUAUAAUAUAAAUCAUACAUACUUACCCAAAAAUAUUAGCUUUUAAAUAUAAUAUAUAAUCAAUACAAUGUUAGCCAUUUGUGGUGUUUUUAGUUGGAAUUGUCAUAUAUUUCAUUAAAUAUUGUUAUGUCUGGUGUGUUGAGGAUACUUGUAACAUGCUGAGCAUUAAACGGAAAAAAUAUUCUCAGCUGGUAGUCUUGUUGAAGAACUUCCCGACCUUUGCUUUGUAAUUCCUUGAAGUCACUACACAUACAAAGUGCAAGGUUCGGAACUUGCAGGUAACAUGUUCAAUUAUUAGAAGAGGCAGGUUGCGAAAUAUUGUUUAAAAAAAAGAAAAAAUAAUUUAUUUCAUCAGUGCUAAUAUUGGUUUUCUUUUAAUACAAGAUUGAAAACUUUGCAGGGAAGCUGAGAACUAGGUGUUAGAGUGAUGACGUCACUAGAAUUUACGGUUGCGAUGUUAGGAUCCCUUGCCUGUGAAAAUGGGCAUUAUUUUAAUGCAAAGUAUAGAGGUUGUAACAUUUUCUACUCGUGCCGUGUCGUCGUUGUUUGUGUGUCUGUUUAACAAGGACGAGGACACCGCACUGACCCAGUUUCUUUUAAAUUGAAUGGUGUGAGUUAACCUGCCAGUACGACGUCGCACUGUUCAAGUUAGAAAAGACUACGUGGAGUAAAGGAUUGGAGUUCUGUUCAACCAAGACCAACUAAAUAAAAUUAUAAUGCCCCCCAAACAUCGGGACUUUGAAAUUUCACUUGUUAUAUUUUUAUGUUUAGUCAGUCUUGGUUUUACUUUAAUUAAUGUAAUAAUGUAAUUUACUUAGAUAUUUAUACCUGUCGUGAAAUUGAUGAAAUUCUCUCUUCCUUCAGCUGCGUAUUUAUUCAUGAAUGAAAUAUUUUUCUUGCCUUAAAAUUGUAUCUGCUCUUAUUACAAUAAAGUUUGGUGUUGCUUAAA